UAAAUCGAACUCAUCUUAUUUUGAUUCACGGCACCGAUCGGGGGGGAAUACAGAAGGUAACGAGAGGAGGAGGAGAAGGAGAAAUGGCAACCAUAACUGGUCUGAGCCUUUCGGGCCUUGGGUUUUUGGCUAGGGCAUCGGAAUCACAAAAGGCCCAGGCGGUCAAAUUCCCGGCGCAUCCAGGCCAAAGACUCGGGUCGGGGCGCAUGAUGGCAGCUCGGCCUGUGCGUGCAGCACCUGAUCGUAUAUCGGAGAAGGUGGAAGAGAGCAUAAAGAAGGCAGAGGAGACGUGCUCAGACAACCCAGCGAGCGGUGAGUGCGUGGCGGCUUGGGAUGAAGUGGAGGAGCUAAGCGCGGCGGCCAGCCAUGCCAGGGACCGAAAGAAGGAGUCGGACCCACUGGAGAACUACUGCAAGGACAACCCAGAAACCAACGAGUGCCGCACAUAUGAUAACUGAGAGGGCUGAUAUCAAAAUUUGUUAAAAAUUCGAUAUCUGGAUGUCAUGAUAUUGUUUCGCGCGCGGAAUCUUGGGCAUAUCCCUUGAGCGAUUUAGUUAUAGCGCGGACGUCCUUGGAUGGUUAAUGACUAGCCUCAAGCCUCAGCUAAAGUUUCGUCUUGUCAAGGCCUAAUGAGGCGCCUCCAUUUCGGCCUACUGUGUUCGGUGAUUCUAAAAUCGGUUUAAUGUUUUAUUGCAGCUUCCAACAUCCAGAACCUGAUCAUGAUGAUCUACUGGCUGGGAUCAUCAAUGACUGAAACGUAUUCCCUAACGUGUGCACGUUUAGGAUUUUCUUUUGUACACCCUCGUGGCAUGGGUAUAUAAAUUCUUUGACAGCC
This is a messenger RNA of Neltuma alba, 835 nucleotides long. Its product is annotated as calvin cycle protein CP12-2, chloroplastic-like. The coding region runs from base 84 to 458 and encodes 124 amino acids. Gene Ontology annotation, cellular component: chloroplast. The record is from RefSeq and is a predicted model, not a curated record. The transcript is spliced from 2 exons. NCBI's taxonomy places the organism in Eukaryota, Viridiplantae, Streptophyta, Magnoliopsida, Fabales, Fabaceae. Gene Ontology annotation, biological process: negative regulation of reductive pentose-phosphate cycle.